AUGGAGGUCGACCUACCUUAUCGCAUCGAUAUGGUACAGUCACUCUCUGGACACUCGGAUCGCGCAUGGCAUGCAGCCUGGAAUCCAACCAAACCCCUCUUGACAACCUGCUCUGCUGACAAGACCGUUCGAAUGUACUCUUAUACUCCCGCAAGGUCGUUCACCCACAUAACCACCAUCCCAACCGGCCAUACAAAAACUGUGAGGUCAAUAGCGUGGGCGCCAUCUGGCGAAACUCUCGCAACCGCAUCCUUCGAUGCUAACAUCGGGAUCUGGGAGCAAGAGGCAGCAGAGGAAGGUGGAGAGAAAGGCGAAUGGGAAUGCGCCAGUCUUUUGGAGGGCCACGAGACCGAGUGCAAGAGCGUUGCUUACUCGGCCUCCGGUACUCUUCUUGCCAGCUGCAGCCGCGACAAGACCGUUUGGAUCUGGGAGGGCGAUCGACGUUCAGUGCAUCCCGACUCUGACUUUGAGUGCAUGGGCGUUCUCAUGGAGCAUACGCAAGAUGUCAAAUGUGUCGCGUGGCACCCCACAGAAGAGAUUUUGGCUUCUGCAUCCUACGACGACACCAUCAAAUUGUACAUAGACGACCCUUCAGAUGAUUGGUUCUGUUUCUCCACUCUCACUGGUCACACGUCGACUGUCUGGUCCUUGGCUUGGUCACCGACAAACAGUUACCUUGCAUCAGCCUCUGACGACAAAACGGUGCGCAUAUGGCGACGAGUAGCAGAACACAAAUGGGAAUGCGCUUUGGUAAUCUCGGGAAACCAACGAACAGUUUUUUCUGUUAGCUGGGGUGUCGGCAAAUCAAGUACUCCAUCGCUGGGUUGGCUUGCAGCAGUUGGAGGGGACGGUUUCAUUCGGAUCUGGGAAAUUUCGCAUAAGGAGAACCCGGAAACGCUCGAACACAGACUGAUCGCUGAAUACCCUGAGGCCCAUGGAGUUCAUGAUGUCAACGCAGUCUCUUGGUGUCCACGUUCAGACUUUGAAGAUAUGCUGGCUACAACUGGAGAUGACGGAGAAGCAAGGGUAUGGAGAGUACAGCCUGUAACAUAG
Messenger RNA from Mycena indigotica, 1053 nucleotides. Its product is annotated as putative cytosolic iron-sulfur protein assembly protein 1. The transcript is spliced from 4 exons. The coding region runs from base 1 to 1053 and encodes 350 amino acids. Gene Ontology annotation, molecular function: protein binding. The record is from RefSeq and is a predicted model, not a curated record. NCBI's taxonomy places the organism in Eukaryota, Fungi, Basidiomycota, Agaricomycetes, Agaricales, Mycenaceae. Gene Ontology annotation, cellular component: cytosolic [4Fe-4S] assembly targeting complex. Gene Ontology annotation, biological process: iron-sulfur cluster assembly.